AUGUAACAGGAAGCGAUGUUACGAAAACAAGCGCUUGUAACAGCACACACCUUGUUCGCCCAGACAUCGGUUACCAAACCCUCGAGUUGCCUGCGGCUGGAAAGCUGAGUUUGCCUCUGUCUUGUCCUUGGAAAAGGAGGUUUGGAUAAUCAGUCAUGCUGAAAGCUGUGGGACAAGUGUUGUUCUCAACUGGUCUGCAGAAUCCGAAAUUCACUGCAGAGGAGAAAAAGGGACAGGACUAUGAAAUCCGCACCUACCAGCCCACUAAGUGGAUGAGCACCUCUGUGAGCGGGAUGCAGCUGGAAGCAGCCUUGUCUACUGGCUUCCGUAGACUCUUCAACUACAUCCAAGGCAACAAUAAAAACAAGGCUAAAGUGGAGAUGACGGCCCCCGUGACGUGCCACGUGAAACCCGGGGCCGGCCCUGCGUGUGAAUCUCAGUUCACCGUAUCCUUCUACAUCCCAGAGGAGCAUCAGGCCACUCCACCCGAGCCCAACGAGCCUGAGGUGUUUAUAGAGCACAGGAAGGAGUUGACGGUGUAUGUCAGGACAUACGGUGGUUUCUCCAAUGAUAACAUGAAGCGUGAAGAGCUGCUGAAACUUAUGGAAAGUCUGAAGAGGGAUGGAGUCCAAUACAUCGAGAAACCAUACUACGUAGCCGGGUAUGACAGCCCUUUCAAACUGACCAACCGCAGGAAUGAGGUCUGGAUCCUCAAGAACGAAGAGGAGCAGUAGAGCGUUCCUGGGCCACACUCUAUCCUAUAAAAAUGUUAGUGAAGGGAAUUUAAAUGUGAUGAUUUGAUACAUUUCAGUUUGACCAGCAACAAAAGUUAGAUUUGCUACUUCCACUAAAAGUUACUGAUUACUCACUGAAAAACUUGAUAAGGAGACUAAUUACACGACAACUAGAGGUCCUGUCGGCCAUAUGAAGCAAUAUAACCAGCAGGUGGAGCCAAGUAGUCAAGAAAAUGUUUCUUAUGUUAACAGAAAACCCCACAAGUGCGUCUUAAUUUAAAAAAAAAAAUUUUUUUAAUGAAUAUUUUCAAAAUACACUAAUUUUAGGCUUUUGAUUGUGCAUGUUGCUAACCUCCUUUUUCACAGCAGAUGUUUUAGCCUGACAGGGCAGGGACAGCACAGCACCCAUGUGACCGAUAACAUUCACAGUGUGAGCCGGUUCCAGGGGGGCGGUGUCUGCUGGCUCACUGUGGGAGCACACUGUGUACCUUUCCUGUGUGCGACGGACACGAAGCUUCUUGCUUUUCGUUUACACUCCCACACUAGCAGGUGAGAGCAGCCACGUGUCACUCAGGCGACGCUGCUUAGAUUUGCCGUGUCAUCAGAUGUUUCCAUCAACACAGAUCUGUUUAAGUCAUGCUGACACCAUAAAUAUAUCUAUUUUAAGAUCACUGGCUGCACUCAGAAUAUGCCUAGAUAGAUAGAUACAUAUAUAUUUUUUAACAAUUCUUCAAUUGCAUGCAAAGAAAGAAGGCUACAUGUGUGUUGUGCACCCUCUCCCUCUUGAGGUAGUCUUUCCUUCAGGUCUUAUUGGAAAACUUAGUGAAAACAGUUAACCCAUAAUCAUGAAACACAAUUUCAAACAAACAGUUUCAGCUGCUUUUUCCUGCAACGUCAAGUCGAAGCCUUUGCUGUGAAAAAUGUUCAAAUAACAUGGCAACUAACUGCUACUUGUUUACACUCACAUAUUGAUGUGACAGGACUGUGUGUAGGAAACAAAGAAAGCAAAGAAAAUGUUCGUAGUUGGUUUUUAAGUCAGUCCUAAAAUAAUACUAGUGCCUUUAUGGACAUUAAAACAAGGAUAAAUCCAGCCAUCGCUGUGUGUAAAAGUGCACUCUGAUGGCUGUUAGAUGCAACUGUGACGCUUUGUCAGUCAGAGUUAUGUGAAUCAGCAGUCAAAAUGGGGGGAAAAAAUAGUUUUUUGCAGUUUGGUGAGGACUCGCAGUCCAUAAAAAAAGUAAAUCCACACAAAAAUUAUCAGCGCAUCUAAAAGUGCAGAAGCCUCAUAUUUGUUUUCACUGAACUUUGGAGUAUAAUAUUUGCACACGCCACGAGUUCAGCCUGUGAAAAUGUGUCUCCUGGUACUUGGAUUUGAGUCGCAUUAAGAAAGGGAUAGCAUCAAAUCCAUUAUGACCAGAGGGAUCAAGUGCAAGGGAUUAAGCAUUAAACAUAUUUUGACUUUGUAGAUCAGCUGCACAGUUUAGCAGAAGGUUUUUGUUGUCAGUCAGCUCGGGCACUGGGAAGGUGACUCUGCCUGGCAAGUGGCCGAGCGUCGGUAAAUCUCAGUUUAUCUGUUCUCAGGCCUCACUUACUGCCACUGCGACCGCAUUUGCAUCCAUUGUGAUGAAUGGCUGGGCCCGUCACAACACGUCUCAUAAGCUGUCAUUUUUGUCAAUGAAUAUAAAUGUGUGUUGAACCAGCUUUGUGCUCAAUUCCUCAGACUGACCAUUUUUGCUUUAAUAUUGACAAAGAGAGCUAACAAAAAUGUGCCUUUUUUGUUUUAUAUCUUCAUAUAAUCAUUAAGUGUGUGUGUUUAUUACUCAUAGUAGUACUCGGAUGAAGAAUGAUGGCACGAGUACUGCACUGAUAAGAAUAUGGGGAAAUUUGAAAGUUUAAAUAAUGUAAUAAUUGUCUUAUCUAAUCAAUAACUCGUGAUUAAACCAUUAUUCGGAUCAUAAAUGUGCGUUU
This is a messenger RNA of Neolamprologus brichardi, 2702 nucleotides long. RefSeq names its product heme binding protein 2 (gene hebp2). The record is from RefSeq and is a predicted model, not a curated record. Gene Ontology annotation, cellular component: cytoplasm. NCBI's taxonomy places the organism in Eukaryota, Metazoa, Chordata, Actinopteri, Cichliformes, Cichlidae. Gene Ontology annotation, molecular function: heme binding.